AUUACAUACAUCCCACGCUCUCUGCCGCACAGGCCACACACGCCCCGCUCCGCCCGUCUACCCUUCACCCAAGAACCGCCCGCCGCGCCGCGCCGCUCCCAUGGAGACGCCGACGCCGCGGGUGAAGCCCGGGUUCAACGGCGUCGGCGUGGGCAUGGGGUCGUCCGUGAACGGCAGCAGCCGCCGCGCCGGCUACUACAUGGGCCCGGCCGGCGCAGUGGCCGUGGCGGGCGGCGGCAGGGCGGCAGCAGCAGCGCCGGUAGACGGGUGCAGCGUGGCGCUGCGCGUGUUUGUGCUGGCGGCGACGCUGGUUUCCGCAGUGGUGAUGGGCGUGGACCGGCAGACGAGCACCAUCCGAAUCACCGUCACCGACGCGCUGCCGCCGCUGGAGGUGCCCCUCACCGCCAACUGGUCCUACUCCUCCGCCUUCGUCUACUUCGUGGUGGCGAACGCCAUGGUGUGCCUGUUCUCGGCGGCGGCGCUGGCGGCCUGCCGGAGCCGCGCCGCCAUGGUGCCCGUGAUGGUGGGCGACCUGCUGGCGCUGGCCCUGCUCUACUCGGCCGUGGGAGCCGCCGCGGAGUUCGGCAUCCUGGGCGAGCGCGGCAACUCGCACGUCCGCUGGCCUAAGGUCUGCAACGUCUACGGCCGCUUCUGCGAGCGCGCCAUGGCGGCCGUCAUCGUCUCCCUCAUCGCCGCAUUCGCCAACCUCGUCCUCCUCAUGCUCAACAUCCUCACCAUCCACAAGAGCUCUUCCUACUACUAAGCUAGCUACUAUAGUAUAGAGAAAAGAACCAUAUACAAUGUGAGCUAGCUACUCAUAUAUAGCUGUUGCUGUUUGCAAUUGCAUGCAUGGGGAUUAACUAAAGAUCGACCCCAACUUGUUGAAAGAGUCCA
Messenger RNA from Zea mays, 894 nucleotides. RefSeq names its product CASP-like protein 4. The record is from RefSeq and is marked provisional. Lineage: Eukaryota; Viridiplantae; Streptophyta; Magnoliopsida; Poales; Poaceae.